This is a messenger RNA of Vigna umbellata (rice bean), 1708 nucleotides long. The record is from RefSeq and is a predicted model, not a curated record. NCBI's taxonomy places the organism in Eukaryota, Viridiplantae, Streptophyta, Magnoliopsida, Fabales, Fabaceae.
UCAGGUGUCUGAUAUUGGAAAUGGUAUCUUGCCUAGUUGAAGGAGCAAAGGAUGAUCUGCUUGAGAAAAUUUAUAAUUUAACCAUACAUUCAUUUCAGGAAAGUGAUGAGAGUGUUCAUCUCGAAGCAUACAACACAUUGAGAAAAAUUUUGGAGGAGAAUCCAUGCUUCUCUUCUUCUCGAUACGUUGAGCUAAUUGAUUUAUUACAUGGAUUAAAACCUCCAACUGCAAUUACAUCUCUUAGAAGUCGAUAUUCUUGUUUUCGCCUGCUGAUGGUACAUGCAAUGAAGGCUAAUUUAGAAGAAGAGGAGAACUCAAAGGUUUUUCUUAUUCUCAAUGAAAUUAUUCUCAAAUUAAAGGAUGGCAAGGAUGAAACUAGGAAAGAAGCAUAUGAUUUGCUCUUAAAUUUAAGUUCUACCCUGAGAGACUCAUUAUGUGUUGGUUCUAUUGAACCAUAUCACAAACUAGUUAGCAUGAUAAUGGGAUACCUUUCUGGAUCAUCUCCUCAUAUAAAAAGUGGAGCAGUGUCUGCGCUGUCUGUAUUGGUAUACCAGGAUACAAGUCUUUUAAUAUCUGUUUCAGGCCUUGUCCCCUCUCUUUUAUCUCUGCUGCAAACCAAAGAUGUGGAAAUCAUAAAAGCUGUCUUGGGCUUUGUUAAAGUGAUGGUAUCUAGCUUACAAGCAAGGGAGCUGCAGAAUAUUCUGUCAGAUGUUAUUGCUGAAAUCCUCCCCUGGUCGUCUGUCUCAAGACAUCAUUUUAGAUCAAAGGUCACUGUUAUAUUUGAAAUAUUAUUACGGAAGUGUGGUUCUGCUGCUGUCAAACUGGUUACCCCAGAGAAAUACAAGUUUUUUCUCAAGACUGUUCUAGAGAAUCGGCAUGGCAAAUCAAGUGAAGCAGUCACUAAAGAUUCAGAAAAUAUCCCUCAAGAUUCUUUUACCAAGAGGCCAGAGUGGAGGAAGCCUGGAAGAGCAGCUACCCCAGAUAAAGAUUCAAUAAAGAGCAACAAAAGAAAGAGAGACAACAAAUUUGAGACAGUCAAGCCUGGCCAAAAGGAACCAUUUAAAUCUACCAGUAAUGAUGGAUUAAGUUUACCCAAGAGAAGUAGGCCAGAAGAAAGUAGAAAAGGCAAGAAAAGUGGGAACAAAAGUUUCAUUGGUGGUGGUGGGAAGAGAAACGUGAAGAUGUCCAGCACUCAAAAUUUUAAAGCACCUUCGAAGUCACACAAGCUAAAAAGGAAAUUCCAAAGAAAUUAAUAGAUGAGUCGAAUACUGAAGCUGGUGAAACACUUCUUAGAUGUCAUACUCCCUGAUUGUGUAGGGUUGACAGUGCCAUUUUAUAUAUGUAACUGCAUAUAUAGCUUGGGAGAUGAAAAGUGAAGGAUACAGGAUUUCUUCUUUCCUGUUGAACAACCACUAUAGAGAGGAAGUUGUCACUUUAUUGGGAUGACAUGCUGGAAUCUACUGAUUGAGAAAAUGAAGUUCUGCUUACUGCAUGCAUUUUUGUUGCUGGAGUAGUUAUGUUUUUGGUGAGCGAAGCUGCAGUAAUGGAUGUAUUGUCGUGGUUGAUUAUGUAAAUGGCUACGUGUUGCUGCCAUCUUUUGCCCUCGGCAGGAUUUUUCCCAAGGUGCUAGUUCUCACUAGAUAUUGUAUGUCUUAACGAAGGAUACAUUGACCUAUUUUCCAUAUAUUUGCAAAGUUGUCAAACAUAA